AUGAAAUUUGAUCUUCAAGGAAUUGGAAACGAAAGAGACUUCGUUGAUCCAUCUAUAAAGCAAGUAAGUAUACUUGACCAAGUAGAGAUUACUCAAGUAUUUCACCGUGAAGGCUUAUUGCUAUGCAUCACCAAGGACAAGUUCAAGAUUUUGGUGUGGAAUCCUUAUUUGGGGGCAAACAAGGUGGAUCCAGCCAAGAAACACUUACCGAAAGAGGAGAAGCUUGCGGUCUUGCAUGUAAGCUGGGUGAAUGCCCAUGCAGUGGAGAUUUGGGUCACAAAUAAGAUUGAUCCAGGUGCAGUUUCGUGGAUCAAGUUCGUGAAGUCCAUCUCUGUUUUUGUUGAUGAUCUAGCUGGGAAUUUCUUCAUCACGAGGAAAAGCAAGUUGCUGUGGGUCACGAUCUAG
Brassica rapa (field mustard) is the source of this 405-nucleotide messenger RNA. Its product is annotated as F-box/kelch-repeat protein At3g13680-like. The record is from RefSeq and is a predicted model, not a curated record. Lineage: Eukaryota; Viridiplantae; Streptophyta; Magnoliopsida; Brassicales; Brassicaceae.